Cynocephalus volans (Philippine flying lemur) is the source of this 3258-nucleotide messenger RNA. RefSeq names its product hornerin-like. The transcript is spliced from 9 exons. The record is from RefSeq and is a predicted model, not a curated record. Gene Ontology annotation, cellular component: cornified envelope; keratohyalin granule; nucleus. NCBI's taxonomy places the organism in Eukaryota, Metazoa, Chordata, Mammalia, Dermoptera, Cynocephalidae. Gene Ontology annotation, biological process: establishment of skin barrier. Bases 1 to 3258 code for a protein of 1085 amino acids. Gene Ontology annotation, molecular function: transition metal ion binding; calcium ion binding.
AUGCCUAAACUCCUACAAGGAAUCAUCACUGUCAUUGACGUUUUCUACCAAUAUGCCACCCAGCAAGGGGAAUGUGAUAUGUUAAACAAAACAGAGCUAAAAGAACUUUUGGGAAAUGAGUUUCGUCAAAUUCUAAAGAAUCCAGAUGAUCCAGACACUGUAGAUGUCAUCAUGCAAAGUCUGGAUAGAGACCAUAACAAGAAAGUGGACUUUACUGAAUAUCUUCUGAUGAUAUUCAAGCUGGCUCAGGCUUGUAAUAAAAUCAUUGGCAAAGAUUACUGCCAAGCUUCAGGGUCAAAGCAGAGAGAUCACAGUCACCAGCACCAAGAGGAACAAAACAAAACAGAAGAAAAGCAGGACAAAGGGCAAGAAUCCUCUUCUAGUCAUUCAACUUGUAGUGCAGGAGAGAAUGACUCCUAUUCAAGGUGUUCCAGAGGAAGCCUUAAACACAGACCUGGGUUCAGCUCACAAAGACUGGGGCAUCAAGGAGACUUGCCUGUUUCUGGGUAUAGGCAAAGCUCUGUAGAAAGGACAGAGUCAAGUUCAGGCCACUUCAAGGAUAGUCAGUCAUCCAGUUAUGGCCAACAUGGGUCUGAAUCAGGUCAGUCUUCUGGCUUUGGGCAACACAGGUCUGGCUCAGGUGAGUCUUCUGGCUUUAGACAGCAUGCAUCUGGCUCCCAUCAGUCCUCUGGCUAUGGACAACAUGGUUCUACAUCAGGACAGUCAUCAAGUUGUGGCCAACAUGAAUCUAGUUCAGGUCAGUCUUCCACCUCUGGUCAGCAUGACUCUGGUUCAAAUCAGUCUUCUAGCUAUGGAAGACAUAGAUCUGGAUCAGGUCAGUCCUCCAGUUAUGGCCAACAUGGGUCUGAAUCAGGUCAGUCUUCUGGCAUCAGGCAACACAGGUCUGGCUCAGGUGAGUCUUCUGAUUUUAGUCAGCAUGGAUCUGGCUCCCAUCAGUCUUCUAGCUAUGGACAACAUAGUUCUAUAUCAGGACAGUCAUCAAGUUGUGGUCAACAUGAAUCUAGCUCAGGUCAGUCUUCCACCUCUGGUCAACAUGGCUCUGGCUCAAGCCACUCUUCUAGCCAUGGCCAACAUGGGUCUAGAACAGGUCAAUCUUCUGGCUUUGAGCAACAUGGCUCUGUCUCUGGUGAGUCUUCUGGUUUUACUCAGCAAGGAUCUGGCUCUGGUCAAUCUUCUAGCUAUGGACAAUGUGUUUCAACAUCAGGACAGUCACCAAGCUAUGGCCAACAUGGAUCUACCUCAGGUCAUUCUUCCAGUUAUGGUCAGCAUGGCUCUGGCUCAAGUCAGUCUUCUAGAUAUGGCCAACAUAGUUCUGGAUCAGGCCAGUCUUCCAGCUCUCGCUGGCACAGAUGUGGAUCAGGUCAGUAUUCUAGCCCCAGCCAACAUGGGUCUGAAUCAGGUUGGUCUUCUGGCUUUGGGCAACAUGGGUCCAGCUCAGGUGAGUCUUCUGGCUUUAGUCAGCAUGGAUCUGGCCCAGGUCAGUCCUCUAGCUAUGGACAACAUAGUUCUACAUCAGGACAGUCAUCAAGUUGUGGCAGACAUGAAUCUAGCUCAGGUCAGUCGUCCACCUCUGGUCAGCAUGGCUUUGGCUCAAGUCAGUCUUCUAGAUAUGGCCGACAUAGGUCUGGAUCAAGCCAGUCUUCCAGCCCUAGCCAAUAUAGAUCUGACUCAGGUCACUCUUCUAGCCAUGGCCAACGUGAGUCUGGAUCAGGUCAGUCUUCUAGCCACAACCACCAAGAGGCUGUAUCAGGUCAGUCGUCCAGCUAUGGCCAACAUGAGUCUGAAUCAGGUCAGUCUUCUGGCUUUGGGCAACAUAGGUCUAGCUCAGGUGAGUCUUCUGGUUUUAGACAGCAUGGAUCUGGCUCCCAUCAGUCUUCUAGCUAUGGACAACAUGGUUCUACAUCAGGACAGUCAUCAAGUUGUGGUCAACAUGAAUCUAGCUCAGGUCAGUCUUCCACCUCUGGUCAACAUGGCUCUGGCUCAAGCCACUUUUCUAGCCAUGGUCAACAUGGGUCUAGAACAGGUCAGUCUUCUGGCUUUGAGCAACAUGGCUUUGGCUCUGGUGAGUCUUCUGGUUUUGCUCAGCAAGGAUCUGGCUCUGGUCAAUACUCUAGCUAUGGACAAUGUGGUUCUACAUCAGGAAAGUCAUCAAGCUGUGGCCAAAAUACAGCUACCUCAAGUCAUUCUUCCAGCUAUGAUCAGCAUGGCUGUGGCUCAAGUCAGUCUUCUAGAUAUAGUCAACAUAGGUCUGGAUCAGGCCAGUCCUCCAGCUCUAACCAGCAUAAGUAUGGAUCAGGUCAGUAUUCUAGCCCCAGCCAACAUGGGUCUGAAUCAGGUCCAUCCUGCAGCUAUGGAAAAUAUGGGUCUGGAUCAGGUCAGUCUUCUAGCUAUGGCCAACACAGAUCUAGCUCAGGCCCGUCAUCCAGCUAUGGUCAGCAUUGGUCUGGUUCAAGUCAGUCUUCGAGCUGUGACCAACAUGGGUCUGGAUCAGGCCAAUCUUCCACCCACAGCCAACAUAGAUCUGGCUCAGGUUGGUCUUCUAUCCAUGGCCAACAUGGCUCUGGCUCAGGUCAGUCAUCUGGCUUUGAGCAACAUGGUUCUGGAACAGGUCAGUCUUCUGGCUUUGGGCAACAUGGUUCUGGUUCAGGAGAGUCUCCUUGCUUUGGUCAGCACAGAUCUGGCUCAGGUGAGUCUUCUAGCUGUGACAAACAUUGGUCUAGUUCAGGUCAAUCAACCAGCUACAGUCAGCAUGAGUCUGGCUCAGGGCAAUCUUCUAGCUAUGGCAAAUAUGGAUCUGGAUCAGGUGAGUCUUUUGGCUCUAGUCAGUAUGGAUCUUCCUCAGGUCAGACCUCUAGCUAUGGCCAACAUAGAUCUGGCCAGAACAGGAGACUGUGGCCAGCGCCCCCGGAAAGCCACACCAGCGAGCUCGGUGCUGGGCACGCGCGCUGGGCCCUCCAGCCCCGCACGGCCCCUCGCAGCAGCAGCGGCCAGGAGCUCGGGUCCCGGAAGUGCGGCCCCUGUGCCCGGAAGUGGGUUUCUCCACGGCCCUCAUCCCCUCAGCCUGCGGCUGAGUUCGUCGUGCUGAUUCCGAACGCACUGCCCCGACUCCCACCAACUCCGCUGGGGGAGGCCUCUGCCGUGAGCAUCCGCGGUGUUCUGGAAGGACGUCCGCGCCCUACCUGCAGCCCCGUCCUCGGUGGAGCAGCCCAGCUGCCCCUGACCGAGGAUGGGACUUAG